Cyprinodon tularosa is the source of this 2152-nucleotide messenger RNA. RefSeq names its product transmembrane protein 41B (gene tmem41b). Lineage: Eukaryota; Metazoa; Chordata; Actinopteri; Cyprinodontiformes; Cyprinodontidae. The transcript is spliced from 7 exons. Gene Ontology annotation, cellular component: endoplasmic reticulum membrane. The record is from RefSeq and is a predicted model, not a curated record. The coding region runs from base 76 to 930 and encodes 284 amino acids.
ACACUGAGCGCCGGGGGGUGUUGUCGAUUUACUAAUCGAGAAACUGAAUAUUUAUUUUAGCAACAGCUGUAUAAUAUGGCCAAGAAGCGGAGAGAUGUACGAGAUAUGGACAAUAUGUCCUCUUUAGCGAAGGCGGAAGUGAAGUCCAGCGACUGCGACUCUCGGCUUUUGAAAGAGCCUCAACAAAGUAUAGGAGGAUCAACACGUAUGUCUCUGCUGAUCCUGGCGUCAAUAUUCGCCUGCUCUGCCUCAGUCAUGUACCUGGUCUAUAGAAACUUCCCAGAACUUCAAGAGGAUGAAAUGGAAAAAAUCAAGAUACCUAAAGACAUGGAUGAUGCCAAAGCUUUAGGAACAGUGUUGUCCAAAUACAAGGACACCUACUACACAGAGGUGUUGGUGGCUUACUUUGCAACCUAUGUUUUCCUCCAGACGUUUGCCAUACCUGGAUCUAUUUUCCUAAGCAUCCUGUCUGGCUACCUUUACCCUUUCCAUCUGGCUCUUUUCUUAGUCUGCUUGUGCUCUGGCCUUGGAGCUUCCUUCUGCUACAUGUUGUCAUAUCUGGUGGGCAGACCUGUGGUCUACAAAUACCUCACAGAGCGAGCACAGAAAUGGUCCCAACAGGUUGACAAACACAGAGAUCAUUUAAUCAAUUACAUCAUCUUCCUGAGGAUAACCCCCUUUCUUCCUAACUGGUUCAUUAACAUCACCUCGCCUGUCAUCAAUGUGCCUUUGGGGGUGUUCUUUGUCGGCACCUUGCUCGGAGUGGCGCCACCGUCCUUUGUGGCGAUCAAUGCUGGAACAACGCUGUACAAGCUCACCACCGCCGGCGAGGCUGUGUCCUGGAACUCCCUGGCUGUGCUCGGGAUCCUCGCCGUGCUCUCCAUCUUGCCCGUCUGCUUCCAGAAGAAGUUGCAGCAGAAACUAGAGUAGAACUCUUCCGACAAAUUCAGCAUCUCAUUCGCUGGCUGGUCCUGAUGUCCGGUUUUGCUCGGUUCAGGAACGUCGUAGCGGCUGCUUCUGUUUCAGUCAGACUGGCAGCUGCUUGCGUGCUGUUGGCGAAGAAGUCUUAACACGCACUGACCACAAAAUGCAUGCUUUGGUGGCUUUUUCCUCAUGUUAACAAAAAUUUCAACUUGUCUGCUUCUAUGCAGAUUUUUUCUUUUUCUUUCUGACUCCUGUUGCUUAUUCUGGCAAAUCUUCUAAAAGAGAAAUUGGAUUGUAUUUGUUUUUAUUUAAGGCACUGGUAUUUUAAUUGUGUCUUGACGAGUAAAGGUGCUACUACUAGUAGGAUAUAUUGAUGGUUUCGCUGCAGCUGAUGCUGUCUGCAUCAGUGCCACUAGUGUCUUAUUGAGGCGUAGUAAAACAUUCAUCUUUAAAGUUAGUGGAACAAUGGUCGCCUAUUUAAGCUGAAUAACACCUUCCAAUGGUAGCAUCUUUAAAUCCCCAACCUUCCUUAAUAUUUAUUUAUUUUUUUGUGUAUCUAAAUUAUCUAUAUCACAAACACAAUGCUUUGUCACAUCUUUCUGAUUUUUUUUUUUUUUUUUUUUGAAUAUGAUGUGAUCAGUAAGAAAAUGGAUGUACUGCUUUAACUAAAGUCAGGUUUGGCUUCUCUGCCUCAAAGGUUGUCCUUUGACCUCAGUGUAUCUUUUUAAAGGUUAAUGAUUCUCUUACUGGGAGAACUUCCAAUGAUUGAUCCUUUUCUGUCAGUAUUUUUAACUUAUUAAGAGAAAAUACAGUCCAUCAGAGUGGAGAUGUACUCAGAGGUUGGAAAGCCAUCUGUUGCUUUUACUGGUUCCAGUUCAUCAUCGUGAUGAUGUAUCCGUCUGUAUUUACGUUAUGUAAUCCUGUAACUUGGUAACCUAUUGCAUAGUUAAUAUAAAAAUGUCCUUUUUUGUUUAACAGGAUGUUUACUGCACUAAUUGUGACUUAAAAAUGGGAAUUUGAAUUAUUUAAAUCUGUAAUAGUCAAAACCCACUGGAAAUUACAAGAAAAUUAAUCUUAUUCCAUCUUCAAAUAAAAUCAAGAAAUUACUUUCCAUCAUCUGACAGGAAAUUUAAGCAGGUAGAUUUUAAUUCAUGUUCAUAAGUUUUAGACUUGACACUGAAUAUUGAUUUUUAUUCAUUUAACUUAAUUAAAUAUGAUUUGUCAUUCA